AGAGAAAAAAAUAAUUUAUAUCCAAUGUGGACGAUUAUGGAGUAAAAUGUUAAUUUUUUGAACGAAUGGAACGAAUCUCUCGGUGAACAGUGGAAUAUAUUCUGUGUUGUAACAUUUUGAGAGGACAAUGUCGGACAGAACAAUGGGACGGCAAGUACUGCUGUUUUCUUUUGUGAUUCAGCUCAGUUCAGUGUUAGCCCAAGUCAGCUACUCCAUCCCCGAAGAAAUGCCGAGUGGCUCUGUGGUCGGGAAUAUAGUUCAGGAUUUGGGUCUAGAUAUAAAACGACUGAAAUCGGGCAAAGCUCGUGUGUACACGGGAGAUGGUGCCGAAUACAUCGAGCUGAAUAGAGAACGAGGAGUCCUCCUUGUCAAAGACAGAAUAGACAGGGAGGCUAUUUGUAGAGAGACUACGCCUUGCGCGAUACAUUUCCAGAUCAUUUUAGAAAAUCCGAUGGAGUUUUACAGCAUUACAGUCGAAAUUACAGAUAUAAAUGACAAUCCUCCCGCUUUUGAGAAAAAUGAAGUCAGUUUUAAGAUCAGCGAAUCGGCUGUGGUUGGGGCAAAAUUUGUAUUAGACAGAGCAAUAGAUCUGGAUGUUGGUAAAAAUGGUCUUCAAAAGUACGAGCUGAAACCUACCGAUAAUUUUGUGUUGAAACAGGCUAAUCAAGGUGAUGCCACAGAGAAAGCUGAAAUGGUUUUACAGAGGCCUCUGGAUAGAGAAAAGGACGAGUUGUUGUCUCUGGUUUUAACAGCUUUUGAUGGAGGAGACCCGCAAAUGUCAGGAACAAUUCGGAUUUUCAUCACCAUUUUAGAUGCCAAUGAUAAUGCACCUGUUUUUACACAGCCCACCUAUGCAGCCACUGUUUCGGAAAAUUCCCCACAGGGGACGGUUAUCACCAGCGUUACUGCGUCAGAUGCAGAUUAUGGAGUUAAUGGGCGGAUAAAAUAUUCAAUCACAAGUAGUUUAAAUCAAGCACAUUCUAUGUUUGAGAUAAAUGAAGAAACUGGUGAGAUUAGAUUAACAGGAAAUAUUGAUUAUGAAAAGGCUCGAAAUUAUCAUCUUAACAUACGUGCAAAUGAUGAAGGUGGACUAACAGAUUCUUGUAAAGUCAUUGUCGAAGUGAUAGAUAUAAAUGACAAUAGACCAACCAUAAAUGUGAUGUCAACAUCUAAUAUGAUAUCUGAACACUCUGAACCGAACACUGUUGUAGCGAUGAUGAAUGUGCAAGAUCCAGAUUCAAAUGAAAACGGCAAAGUCCACUGUUUUAUUAACGAUAACACCCCUUUGACUAUUAAGUCCACAUCCAAUAAUUUCUAUAGUUUAGUUACUGACAGCGAUUUAGACAGAGAGGUCGCCUCUGAAUAUAACAUCACAGUGACGUGUUCUGAUGAGGGAGUGCCCUCCCUCUCCAGCAGCGUGACUGUCACCUUGCAGAUCUCUGACGUGAAUGACAACGCUCCUGUGUUUGACAGGAGCUCAUAUGAGGCCUCGAUUGUAGAGAACAACACACCAGGCCUCUCUAUAUUCACAGUGAGAGCCAGAGACGCUGACUGGAAGCAGAAUGCCCGUGUUUCUUACAUCCUGGAGGACUCCUCAGUGAACGGAGUGCCAGUGUCCUCAUAUGUGUCGGUGAGUGCUGAUAGUGGAGUCAUCAAUGCAGUGCGCUCUUUUGACUACGAGCAGAUCAAAGACUUCCAGUUCCGUGUCAGAGCUCAGGAUGGAGGCUCUCCUCCACUCAGCAGCAACGUGACAGUGAGAAUGUUGAUCCAGGACCAGAACGACAACCCCCCUCAGGUCCUGUACCCAGUCCAGACUGGAGGCUCAGUGGUGGCUGAGAUGGUGCCUCGUGCAGCAGACGUGGGCUAUCUGGUGACCAAAGUGGUGGCUGUUGAUGUGGACUCUGGCCAGAAUGCGUGGCUGUCGUAUAAACUGCAGAGAGCCACAGACAGGGCGCUGUUUGAGGUGGGCUCCCAGAAUGGAGAGAUCAGAACUAUCCGCCAAGUGAGUGAUAAAGAUGCAGUCAAACAGAGACUGACUGUUAUCGUGGAGGACAACGGCCAGCCGUCUCGUUCAGCCACAGUCAUUGUGAACGUGGCGGUGGCGGACAGCUUCCCUGAAGUGCUGUCUGAGUUCACUGACUUCACACAGGACAAGGAGUACAAUGACAACCUGACGUUUUACUUGGUGCUGGCUCUGGCUGUGGUGUCGUUCCUGUUCAUCACGUGUUUGGUGGUGAUUAUCUCAGUGAAAAUCUACCGAUGGAGACAGUCUCGCAUCCUCUAUCACUCCAGUCUUCCUGUGAUUCCAUAUUAUCCUCCACGUUACUCAGACACUCUGGGCACAGGGACUCUCCAGCACGUGUACAAUUACGAGGUGUGCAGGACGACUGACUCGAGGAAGAGUGACUGUAAAUUCGGCAGAGGUGGUAGUCAGAACGUGCUGAUCAUGGACCCCAGUUCAACAGGGACCAUGCAGAGGAUUCAGAGUGAGAAGAGCAUCCUGGAUGAACCAGACUCUCCUCUCGAGGUCAGAAAGAAACCGUUUUAA
Molecule: messenger RNA, 2548 nt
Organism: Cheilinus undulatus (humphead wrasse)
Lineage: Eukaryota; Metazoa; Chordata; Actinopteri; Labriformes; Labridae
Product: protocadherin beta-16-like
Exons: 1
Coding region: 128-2548 (806 amino acids)
Biological process (GO): homophilic cell-cell adhesion
Cellular component (GO): plasma membrane
Molecular function (GO): calcium ion binding
Source: RefSeq, a predicted model, not a curated record